Medicago truncatula (barrel medic) is the source of this 432-nucleotide messenger RNA. Its product is annotated as protein FAR1-RELATED SEQUENCE 5-like. Gene Ontology annotation, biological process: regulation of DNA-templated transcription. The record is from RefSeq and is a predicted model, not a curated record. Bases 1 to 432 code for a protein of 143 amino acids. Lineage: Eukaryota; Viridiplantae; Streptophyta; Magnoliopsida; Fabales; Fabaceae. The transcript has a single exon.
AUGGAUGAGUCAAACGUGUUGAAAGGUCAUAAAACUUUCAGACGUCUAAACCCAAAUGAAUGUGUGCACCUUUAUGAGAUUGAUGAGUCAAACGUUCCUCCGAGGCAAAUGAUUACCAACUUAAGGAAGAGGAACAUAAACACUUCAACUACAAUCAAGCAUGUUUAUAAUUCUUGUUACAGAUAUAGGAAAUCCAUUAGGGGUUCGAGAAAUAACAUGCAACAUCUCUUGAAGUUGUUGGUUGAGAAUGAGUAUGUGUACCAUUGUAGGAAUUAUCAUGAUUCCGAUGAUGUCGGUGACAUAUUUUGGGUGCGUCCAGAUGGUAUCAAGUUGUUUAACACGUUCUUUACGGUGCUUGUGUUGGAUUCCACAUAUAAGACCAACAAGUACCGUCUUCUGUUUCUUGAGUUUGUCGGUAACACUUCUACCUAG